This is a messenger RNA of Talaromyces rugulosus, 726 nucleotides long. RefSeq lists its product as uncharacterized. Gene Ontology annotation, biological process: mitochondrial respiratory chain complex I assembly; aerobic respiration; electron transport coupled proton transport. Gene Ontology annotation, molecular function: NADH dehydrogenase (ubiquinone) activity; 4 iron, 4 sulfur cluster binding; quinone binding. Bases 1 to 726 code for a protein of 241 amino acids. Lineage: Eukaryota; Fungi; Ascomycota; Eurotiomycetes; Eurotiales; Trichocomaceae. The transcript has 3 exons. The record is from RefSeq and is a predicted model, not a curated record.
AUGACUUUUGUAGCUCGAGUUGGGCACUUGCGCCGUACGUCUUACCAGCUCCCUCGCACGUUUCUUCUCUCACAGCAAACAGCAUUCGUCCGCCCGGUCGCGACGACCAACCUCGUGCCACAGAGAGCAUGGAUUUCCAGCUCAUCGCUCAAGUCCGCUUCUGCGGUUCAAAGCCAGCCUGAAUCGGGAUCUGCCUUGUCCGCCUCUGGAAAGGUACGGACAGAGGUUCCCCUUGCAAGCCAGGAAAAGAAAGAGGGCGCCAUGCAGUAUGCGUUGACAACCCUCGAUCAAAUCACAAACUGGGCCCGCCAGAGCUCGUUAUGGCCAAUGACAUUCGGAUUAGCUUGCUGUGCUGUGGAAAUGAUGCACCUGUCGACCCCUCGCUACGAUCAAGAUAGGCUUGGUAUUAUCUUCCGAGCCUCUCCCCGACAGUCUGAUGUGAUGAUUGUUGCUGGAACUUUGACCAACAAAAUGGCGCCUGCUCUGAGACAAGUCUACGACCAAAUGCCAGAUCCUCGCUGGGUCAUCAGCAUGGGCAGUUGUGCCAAUGGUGGAGGCUACUACCAUUACAGCUACUCAGUUGUCCGUGGGUGUGAUCGCAUUGUUCCCGUCGAUAUCUACGUACCUGGCUGCCCGCCAACAUCCGAAGCCCUGAUGUAUGGAAUUUUCCAACUUCAAAAGAAAAUGCGACACACAAAAAUCACUCGCAUGUGGUACAGAAGAUAG